UAAUGUAAAAACAGAACUAUAAAAAAUAAAUAGUAACUAAUAAAUAUGUAUUUUUUCUCAUAUCAUGUCGAUCGACAACUAUCAAAUAUUAUAUCCCUAUAAUUCCUAAUCUAAUUAGUGAUUAUGCCAGUUAUUGGUUUAAAGUCAGUUGAAUGUCAUUCUGACUAUGCAUUUGCAUUUGAUCUAAUACGAAAUAUAAUUUUUUGAGUUUAAUUCAAUAUAUUAUACUUAUUUAUCACCAUCAUAAUUCGUAGUUGUCGUCCAGAUGAAAGUAAUUUAUAUUUUAGAUAGUUAUUGUUGGUAAACACUUAUGUUACCAAUUUAAAUUUACGAGUUCUGUUGAUGGUAUCUUAAAGAGACAAUGCUAUUGACGCUCUAUUAUAUGGCUACAAGUUGGUUUCAAUCAUAUAGAUUAUCAAACAUAAAAUCAAAUUUAAAAAAAUACCUGACUAAUAAUUUGACUCUCGUGUUGUAUAAAGAAAAGGAUUUUGUAGGAUUAGACAAUGAAAACUUGUACAAUAAAGAAAAUGGUGAUAUAUUUCUGUCUAUUAGACCUCGUGGUAUUACUUCAGAUAGUUGCAAAAAUGCUAGGUCUGCUCAGCUUGAUCAGAUCCUAUCAUUUAUUGGGCACAAAAGGUCAUGUUCCGUUUUACCUGAGCAAAUAUUGAAUGUGGAUAGUUGGAUUCUUAUUCCAAAUAACUCAAUUACAUUUCCUAUACUCAUGAAUACACACAAACCAUUAACUUUAAAUUUAGAAACAAAACUUCAUUUAUUGGUUGAAGCCACUUACAGAAUGUUUGAUGUUCAUCAAAAUAUAAACAAAUGUUUAAUCGAAGAUUUUGGUGUACCUAAAGCUUGGAAUGCCGGUGAAAAUUUUAGUCUAUUAUUAGAAACUGAUCUGGAUCAUUUUGCUAAACUUACUAGUAAUUUUAUGGCCGAUUCCAAAUCAUUAUACCUGGGAAACUAUAUGGAAUUACUACGAAUACAAACUGUAAAAGUUGAAGGUCAACCAUGUGAUAUUGAAAAUAAUGAAUCAAUUGCUUCUAACAUUGACUUUGUUUAUAGUUUACAUGAUAAUUAUGGUAUUAACAAUAAUGUUACAACUGUUCAAUGGAAAAACUACUGUGACACACUUUAUGCUGUAUCUAUUGCAGCAACAAAUGUGCUAAAAUCUGGAAAACCCAUUAAUUUUUGUUCAGCAGUGUUGUCAAAGAAAACAGAUAAUGAAAUAAGUAUGGAUGAUUAUGUUGUUAUUGAAAAUGUACAAGAUGAAGUUGACAGUACCACUGUUGAAUCAAAAUGUUUUACUGAGAGCAAAAUUUAUAAAAACACUAUUCCUGUACUUGAAGUACCAAAAGAAAAUCACGUAAAAUAUGUUCAAUUUAACAAUGAAUACGAAUUAACUAAUGGACUAAAUGGAAAAUCAAAUAGUGAUUAUGAAUAUGAAAGUGCUUCAAAUACUAGUUCCAGUGAAUCUAUUAGUUUUCGAAGAAUAGUUCUUACUCCUAUUGAAGAAAAUGAAGUAAAAUUAUCAAGCGGAAUGAAACCAAUUAAAAGUAGCCCUGAUGUGUUUGGGAUUUAUAAUAAUUCCUUAAAUAGUUCAAUGAUGAGAAGUCAUCGAUCAUUUUCAGAUUUUAGUAACAAUAUGGAAGCAAGACCCCGAUGUCAUACACCUGUACAACAUAGUGGUGAGUCAAAAACUGGAAAACCGCCAAAUAUUAUAAUAUUUAGUGAAAGUGCUUCUAGUGCACAACAAAUUCAGCAUUCAUUGGAGUCUGUCUUGCAUAGAUACAGGUACACAAUCUACACAUUGAGCUUAGAUAAAAUGCUUCAUUCGCCAUGGACGUCGCAAGCUACAAUGGUAGUCGUUUACGGUGCUGUACCUGAUGAACUUUAUCCAUUACUUGAACAAUACCUGUUAACAGAAGGAGGUCGAAUUUUAUGCAUGUGUUCUGAUUUUCUUGGUACACUGCUACCAACUGCUUUUAGUACAGCUGAAGUAUGUUCUGAUGACAUAGUAAGCUUCACAUACCGUCCGUUAUCCAUGCGAACAUCUCUCUUACACCACAUUCUUUGUUACCAACCCAGUACACCCAAUAAUGAUCAUUUUCCAUCUGAAAAUGGCAUUAAAGAAGAUAAGAAUUUAGAUAUUGUGGAUAUGUUCGAUACAAACAACAAGCAUCAUGCUAUUAACAUUGAAGUUCUGGCUGCUGAAGAUACCUGGGAAACACCAAGUUUAAUUUUAGCUACAGCUCCAUCUGGAGGAAAAGUUAUUUUUUCUCAAGUACAUUUGGAAAUCGAUCCUCAUCAAAAAGGAGAACACCAGUCAACUACUGAAGAUAGAUACCUAUUAAUUAAGGAUUUGCUGAGCACCCAUUUGGGACUGGAUUGUGUGUCAUGUGAUCAAGAACCAAAACACACGCCUGCUUAUUUAUUGGGAACUGAAAAUGAUAAAGUUAAAUUUUUAACUUCUUUAAAUGGAAAAGUAUCUAAAAAUAAUAUAUUGUUAUUGAAAGACUUAAAAGUUCAGUUUUGUACUAAAGAUGAAAUGUGUAUUGGAGCUAGUGAAUACUCCUUACCUGUAAUUUGUAAUGACUUCCCAGUGGACUUCAGUGAAGAAGAUUAUUUCAAAAAUCUCCAUACUGAAGAAUUAGGACGCUUAGUAAUAUUUGGAGAAGUUAUGUCAUCUUCCAUGAAGCUCUUAAACGAUCCAAUAUCCCGACAUGGACUUGUAGUCAUUCCAAAACAACAAAUUACUGGAAUUGGUAGAGGUGGUAAUAAAUGGUUGAGUCCAAGUGGCUGUGCCAUGUUUUCUGUACAGUUACAUAUUCCCUUUGAUUCUCAACUUGGUCAAAGACUAGCAUUGUUACAACAUGUUGUUGCAUUAUCAGUUGUGUCUGCUAUAUGUUCACUACCUGGUGGCUAUAAUAAACUUGAUCUCGGUCUAAAAUGGCCAAAUGAUAUAUAUGCUGGAGGGAAUGCAAAAAUUGGUGGCUUAGUCAUUAGCAGUUCUGCAGCAGGAAACACAGCCAUUUGUUCAAUUGGAUGUGGUGUAAAUUUAAAUAACAAUUUACCUACCACUUGUAUAAAUGAUAUAAUAAUUGAACAUAAUGCUAACACUCACGAUCAACUUAAGACCUUAACUUUUGAGCAAUACUUUGCCACUGUAUUUACUGAACUUGAAAGGCUAUUGAAUCAAGUUCAAAAUGGCAACGUAGAUAUAAUAUUUGAUCUUUAUUACAAAUAUUGGCUUCAUAGUAAUACUGUAGUUACUGUGCUUCGACCGAACAAAUCAUCAUUCAAAGCCACCGUGAUAGGACUUGAUGACCAUGGAUUUCUGAGAGUUCGUUCAGAAGAUGGAGACAUCAUAGAUGUCAGACCGGAUGGAAAUUCGUUUGAUAUGCUUGCUGGUCUCAUAGCCCCAAAAUAAAUUCUGAUCUGAUAUCAAUGUUUUUUUGUAUGUGGUUGUAGUGAAUUUUAUUAUUUUUCAAUAAUUCUUGGCCUAUUAAUUCAUGAUAAUUAUAUUAUCAUAAUAUUAAUUAGAACAAUUCACAAUCUUUUUUUUUUUUUUGAUAACUAAUGAUCAAUCUUAUAUUUAUACAUAAUCACUAUGAUUAUAUUUAAAUUAUCUGGGUGUUCUACAAUUUUAAUGAAAUCUCUUGUUUCAUUACAUUUAAAAAGUUUUAUUUGAUAAACAUUAAUGAUUGGAUAAUUUUUUAGGAUUAAAAAUAAUUCAUAGCAUGUUUAAAUAUAUUUCAAACCCUUAGGUUUACUAAUUGUUUUUAUUAAUCAAUAGACAAAUGUUUUAAACUAAACAUUUUUUGUUUCUAUUAAGACUGGGUCGGCUUAUAAACUAUAUACUUAAUUACUUAGCAUUUCAAAUAUAAGACUAAUAUUUAUCAGAUUACUUUUGAUUUUUUUUUUUUAGUUGGUUUAGGGGUUUAUAAUAUGUAUGUUUAUCGUUUGUGUGUAAUUAUUUUCAAAAACCAAAUAUUGUUACCAAAAAAGUUAUGUUUAAGUACCGAUUUGUUAUACUUUUGCAUUAUUCAGUACAUUGUAUUAAUGAAUAAAUAAAUAGAUAAUUAAAAGAAA
Messenger RNA from Aphis gossypii (cotton aphid), 4092 nucleotides. It is a transcript of the gene Hcs, whose product is annotated as biotin--protein ligase. Gene Ontology annotation, molecular function: biotin--[biotin carboxyl-carrier protein] ligase activity. Gene Ontology annotation, cellular component: cytoplasm. The record is from RefSeq and is a predicted model, not a curated record. Lineage: Eukaryota; Metazoa; Arthropoda; Insecta; Hemiptera; Aphididae. The transcript has 18 exons. The coding region runs from base 362 to 3430 and encodes 1022 amino acids. Gene Ontology annotation, biological process: protein modification process.